Molecule: messenger RNA, 6949 nt
Organism: Pecten maximus
Lineage: Eukaryota; Metazoa; Mollusca; Bivalvia; Pectinida; Pectinidae
Product: transmembrane protein 144-like
Exons: 15
Coding region: 75-1304 (409 amino acids)
Biological process (GO): carbohydrate transmembrane transport
Cellular component (GO): membrane
Molecular function (GO): carbohydrate transmembrane transporter activity
Source: RefSeq, a predicted model, not a curated record
UGUGACGCGGAUUAGUCAGUUCGUCAUGAUCAGCGUAUAAACAACAUUAUCAGACAGAAUUUCCUGAUUUCAUAAUGGAAGUUGUUUGGAAUGAUGUUGGAAAUGGCUCCACAGUAUUCCCUAAUGUAACAACCAUUUCUCCAAAUGUGACGACCAUAUCUCCAGAUUGUGACACGUCUCCAGCCUUUGUGGGAUAUAUAGCUGCUGCUGUCGCUGUCCUUUGUUAUGGAACAAACUUUGCUCCUGUGAAAAAGUUUGAAACUGGAGAUGGGAUGUUUUUCCAGUGGAUUGUUUGCAGUGCUAUUCUGCUGUCUGGCAUGGUUUUACAGAUAGUUCGACAAAGUACAUUCUACCCAAUAGUAAUGGUUGGUGGUGUCCUGUGGGAAACAGGUAACAUCAUGGUUGUCCCCAUCAUCAAAACGAUAGGUCUGGGCCUGGGACUGUGUAUCUGGGGCAUGGUCAAUCUGCUCAGUGGCUGGGCCACAGGAAGGUUUGGUUUAUUUGGUAUUACAAAGGAGAUCCCUGAUAAUCCUACCAUGAACUAUGUUGGAGUGGCAGUGGCAGUAUCCAGUGCUGUGGUGUUUUCCUUCGUGAAGAGUACUAUCCAGCCCCCGUCUGACAGUGAUACAACAGAGCAGGAUGAGGACUCAGAUGCCUUAGUAUCAAGUACAUUUGGUAACCCGAACGAUUCCUUGUACUCUACGACCAGUGGACAGGAGGACUUGUUGUUUAACAGACCAGCAAAAUCUAUAAAUGGUUUGCGACACGACUCCACAGAUGGUACACUCCUCGACAGAUUAUCUCCCAACAUGAAGAGACUUGUGGGUAUUGUGCUCUCGGUUAUAUCUGGAGCAUUAUAUGGACAGAUCUUUACUCCUACACUGUAUGUUCAAAGCAAUAGCCAAUCUUACCCUUCAGCUAGCAAAAACGGUCUGGAUUACGUUUUUGCGUGUUUCUGUGGGAUCUACCUAUCAAGUACCGUAUAUUUCUGUAUAUACGCCCUGGUAAGGAGGAACAAACCACGCGUGUACCCACGUGUCAUUGUACCGGGAAUCAUCUCCGGUAUCAUGUGGGCUGCCGCCACCGCAUCCUGGUUCGUCGCCAACAAGAUUUUGUCUGAACCUGUGGCAUUCCCGAUCAUAACCACCCUUCCCUCUGUAGUGGCCUCCAUUCUCGGCAUAUUUGUCUUCAAGGAGAUCCGAGGAAGAAGAAAUAUUUUAAUAUUACUGGUUGGGUUUUGCAUGGCUGGAUCUGGAGCGGUGUUAGCGGGAUUCUCAAAACACGGCAAGCAGUGCCACCAUUAACAAAAGAUCUUAUAAAGCGAGAUGUUCCGAAUGGUGACAAAUCGUGCUACAGGGAAUGUAUAACUUAGUGAUGUAGUGCCUCGACAAGGAAAAUGUGUCCCAAACAUGAAAGUGACGAGAUGUGUCUAAAAACAUGAAAGUGACGAGAUGUGUCUCAAAACAUAACAGUGACGAGAUGUGUCUCAAAACAUGACAGUGACGAAAUGUGUCUCAAAACAUAACAGUGACGAAAUGUGUCUCAAAACAUAACAGUGACGAGAUGUGUCUAAAAACAUGACAGUGACGAGAUGUGUCUCAAAACAUAACAGUGACGAGAUGUGUCUAAAACAUGACAGUGACGAGAUGUGUCUAAAAACAUGACAGUGACGAGAUUUGUCUAAAAACAUGAAAGUGACGAGAUGUGUCUAAAAACAUGACAGUGACGAGAUGUGUCUCAAAACAUAACAGUGACGAGAUGUGUCUAAAACAUGACAGUGACGAGAUGUGUCUCAAAACAUAACAGUGACGAGAUGUGUCUAAAAACAUGAAAGUGACGAGAUGUGUCUAAAAACAUGACAGUGACGAGAUGUGUCUAAAAACAUGACAGUGACGAGAUGUGUCUAAAAACAUAACAGUGACGAGAUGUGUCUCAAAACAUAACUGUGACGAGAUGUGUCUCAAAACAUAACAGUGACGAGAUGUGUCUAAAAACAUGACAGUGACGAGAUUUGUCUAAAAACAUGAAAGUGACGAGAUGUGUCUAAAACAUGACAGUGACGAGAUGUGUCUAAAAACAUGACAGUGACGAGAUGUGUCUAAAAACAUGAAAGUGACGAGAUGUGUCUAAAAACAUGAAAGUGACGAGAUUUGUCUAAAAACAUGAAAGUGACGAGAUGAGUCUCAAAAAAAAGUGACCCCAAUAUUAGGAAACAUCACAAAACAUAGAGAGACAUCUCAUAAAGUAAUGUCACAAGUAGGAAGCGUCUCAAAACACGACAGACAGUGAUACAACUGUAGCGAAAAGCAAUCAAAGCAGGCGGUACCACUCUGAAUGUGAGAAUCUCAAAAAAUGUGACAAUCUAAAAAAAUGUGACAAUCUAAAAAAAAUGUGAGAAUCUCAAAAAAUGGAACAAAGAACAGAGUUCAGCCAAUCACAUGAUACUUCUCAGUUUUCAGGAACACCGCUGGAUACCUUGAAAUAGAAGAUAAGUGUCGUGUCAUAAAAUACGACAAGGAGAGUAUCUAAUGACCUAGUAUAAACCAUUGGAGGCAGUGUAUGAUGUUACAGCUGAGAUCAAACACAGGAUGUAGUGCCGACCAGAAGAUCAAUUACAUGUACAGACAAUGCGUGGUGUUGUCACAAUAGACAAAGACAACACUGUAGUAUCAAAUCAAAUCAAGAUACAUUUAAGAUUGGUACACGUUAGAGCAAUCCAUAUACCUGUAUUACCAACAAGCUGUGGCCUAACGCAAAAUAUUAAAAAAACAUAACUAGCUCUAAGGCAAGAGGAUAAAUUAUAGUACCGUAACCUCGGUUUAAUUUUCUUAUAGUCUGAGGAAAACUAGUAAUCCUGUGUGUAUGUGUUAUGACAGGGUGGCGAGGAAUAUAUGAUUUGCAAUAAUACCGUAUUCGUUUAAGAUGUAUGUUUAAUAUACUUUCUAUCUGCUGCAACAGUUUAACAGACGUCGUCAACAGAGAGAAAAGGGCUCAGGUUUGACUCUGAACCUCAUGAAAGCUUGAGUUUACUUAGAAAACUAAAAGAAUACUAGUUUUAUGUAAAGGUGACCACCACGUGAGACAAAUGCUGCCCUAUAUAUAUGUAUAAGGUAAUUUGAGAAUAUAUAGUCUGACCAGAUCGACCUGUCGCGUUGACCUUGACGUGAAGUAUUCAAAGAAGUCUAUCUUAUUUGUGCAUAGGCAUGUCAACCUGUUAAUUGAGGUUACGGUGCAUUGAGUGUACGUGUACACGUUGUGGAGUAACUCGACAGAAUAACCAAUGCAAUUUUGUAUAUUGUGUUCCAACUAUUGACAAGCGAUUUGGGGAGACAACGAAAGACCUUACAAAAAUAUACGAUACAAUUAAACUUAUUGAGCUUAGUCUGUGUGUCACACGCUCAAUGUGCCUAUACAAACAGGUAAAAUGAUAAAAAGGACUGAUGCGCUCGUGGAAUUGUAUGUAUUAUGUAAUAUUAGAAAAUUAAGCUUAUUAAACAUAUUUAUUUCAAUUAUCAAAGUUUGUAAUACCGAAUGUACUCGGUCGUUGGGUAUCGUUGAACGUUGUCUGAUAUGACAGUAGUCAAAUGUUGAAGUUGCCAGCAAAUAUGACGACGGUAAUUUAAUGUGGAAUUAAAAAAAGAAUGUAAUACAUACAAAAUAUACAACAAUACACAGUGAACUCAAUGUUCUACUGGAUUCGAACCUGUUACACUGACACUAGUAUUUCCGUAAUUAACGUACCCACUUAGCCUACAUGACUCAUUUGUCAAUGUGAACGGGUCUUUUACAUCAUUUAAAGUGAUGCAUAUAUAUAUAUAUAUACACCUAUUUUCCAAAUAUGAUUAUCGACUCGUCUACAAUCGGUAUGCUAAUCGGAGUUCAACACAACAUGUCAUUCUGGUCGGACUAUAUAAAUUUGAUUAAUGUACAAUAUAAUGUAUACUGAACCAAAAAGCAAAUUUAAAACCAACACUUUUUGUGAACAAAGAAACAUUACCUAUUCAUAAAUGUUUAAUUUAGCUUUAGUUGUAAAUACUGUAAAUAUUUAUUUCUUAAUUGUCAGUUCUUGUUUAAAGUAGUUAAUUUCAAGUUUCAAUUGUAAAAACUCAUCCUCAAAGUUUAUCAAAGUCUGCUAGACUUGGGCCAAGUACAUUGUGAUUUGAAAAGGUUUUUUUUUCAAAGUGUAUAUAUUUUUUGUCUGACGAAUACUCUUAAUUUAAUCAGUUUGCAAUGUAAUAGGGUUGUUGAUGCAUCAAUUGGAAUGCUACUACUGUCGUAUGUUAGGGAUACACGGAGUAUAUUGUUGUCCAUGUCAAGUUUACCGGCUCCACUACCACUAAUCAGUAGAACUCGAUCUACGACAUUUAAGUUGUGAUAUACUGCUUCAAAAACUUCGAAACACUGUAGGAUUAUUCCCAGCUUUACGUAACAUGAUCAUCAUCAUGUCAUGCAUUGCUUUUUUCAUUUUUUGUGUAUAAUAGUUUAAUUUUUUUUGUUUAUGAUAUAUCGUUGGAACUGAUGUUGGCAGUCAAAUGGGCUAAUCUGGGCUCUUAUUAUUACUCAUCCUUUGUCUGUGGGAUGAUGUAUAACAUUGAUCUGAUCCCCUUCUCCUACCUAACUCAUUGCAACAGUCAUUUAUGUUGCCCAUUUCUGUCUAUUUCUGCAUUUUAGCCAUUCUUUAGUACAGUGGCUCGGUACCUGUGGACAUUGUCUGUAUAUAGCAUUCUGUUUCGUGUGUCUGUAUAUAGCAUUCUGUUUCAUGUGUCUGUAUAUAGCAUUCUGUUUCAUGUGUCUGUAUAUAGCAUUCUGUUUCAUGUGUCUGUAUAUAGCAUUCUGUUUCAUGUGUCUGUAUAUAGCAUUCUGUUUCGUGUGUCUGUAUAUAUUAUUCUGUUUCGAGGAGACGAGACGCCUUUCCAACCCUCUUGACUUUACAUGUAUAAGAAUUCUGAAAAGGGAAUGCAAAUCUCAUUGAAAAAUCUCAUUUUUAUUUCAUAAUCAUAUAGUUUAUUUAUAUAUUUAAGGUGAUUAUAGGACUACUAUUACAUUUUAUAUCUAAGUCUUGUCUUGUUUGGAUGUAUCAUCCGUAAAAUGUGCAUUGAAAUGGGAAUGUCAUUGUUUUUUGUUCUAUGUGAUGAAAUGGUUUUCUGCUUAUGCCAUAAAGAAACUUUACACACCUUUCAGGUAACCUCUGUAUAAUAUAAUAUAUACAAGAUACAAGAAACUUUAUUUAACGUCGCAUACAUAUCAAAUUAUACAAAGAACAUUAGCUCAUGCGAGCUAUUAUUGCGACAAACAUGAAACUAUGAUUUCAGUAGUGUUAUAGAUGUGAUACAAACCUCCAGGUAACCUCUGUAUAACUAUAUAGUGUUAUAGAUGUGAUACAAACCUCCAGGUAACCUCUGUAUAACUACAUGUAUAUAGUGUUAUAGAUAUUAUACAAACCUUCAGGUAACCUCUGUAUAACUAUAUAGUGUUAUAGAUGUGAUAUAAACCUUCAGGUAACCUCUGUAUAACUAUGAUGUCAUUAGUGUUAUGGUGAUACAAACCUCCAGGUAACCUCUGUAUAACUAUGAUGUCAUUAGUGUUAUAGAUAUUAUACAAACCUUCAGGUAACCUCUGUAUAACUAUAUAGUGUUAUAGAUAUUAUACAAACCUCCAGGUAACCUCUGUAUGACUAUAUAGUGUUAUAGAUGUGAUACAAACCUCCAGGUAACCUCUGUAUAACUAUAUAGUGUUAUAGAUGUGAUACAAACCUUCAGGUAACCUCUGUAUAACUAUGAUGUCAUUAGUGUUAUAGAUGUGAUGCAAACCUCCAGGUAACCUCUGUAUAACUAUGAUGUCAUUAGCGUUAUAGACGUGAUACAAACCUUCAGGUAACCUUUGUAUAACUAUGAUGUCAUUAGUGUUAUAGAUGUGAUACAAACCUUCAGGUAACCUCUGUAUAACUAUGAUGUCAUUAGUGUUAUAGAUGUGAUACAAACCUCCAGGUAACCUCUUUAUAACUAUAUACAUGUAGUGUUAUAGAUGUGAUACAAACCUUCAGGUAACCUCUGUAUAACUAUAUAGUGUUAUAGAUGUGAUACAAACCUUCAGGUAACCUCUGUAUAACUAUAUAGUGUUAUAGAUGUGAUACAAACCUCCAGGUAACCUCUGUAUAACUAUAUAGUGUUAUAGAUGUGAUACAAACCUUCAGGUAACCUCUGUAUAACUAUAUAGUGUUAUAGAUGUGAUACAAACCUCCAGGUAACCUCUGUAUAACUAUAUAGUGUUAUAGAUGUGAUACAAUCCUCCAGGUAACCUCUGUAUAACUAUAUAGUGUUAUAGAUGUGAUACAAACCUUCAGGUAACCUCUGUAUAACUAUAUAGUGUUAUAGAUGUGAUACAAACCUUCAGGUAACCUCUGUAUAACUAUAUAGUGUUAUAGAUGUGAUACAAACCUUCAGGUAACCUCUGUAUAACUACAUGUAUAUAGUGUUAUAGAUGUGAUACAAACCUUCAGGUAACCUCUGUAUAACUAUAUAGUGUUAUAGAUGUGAUACAAACCUUCAGGUAACCUCUGUAUAACUAUAUAGUGUUAUAGAUGUGAUACAAACCUCCAGGUAACCUCUGUAUAACUAUGAUGUCAUUAGUGUUAUAGAUGUGAUACAAACCUCCAGGUAACCUCUGUAUAACUAUGAUGUCAUUAGUGUUAUAGAUGUGAUACAAUCCUCCAGGUAACCUCUGUAUAACUAUGAUGUCAUUAGUGUUAUAGAUGUGAUACAAACCUUCAGGUAUAAUAUAAAUUAUGGUGUAAAUGUUAUGAAUGUGUAAUGAUUAAUCGUAUUACAAACGUUUGUACUUCAUCGCUGAACAGUGACAUACAGUUUUACAAUGAGUUGAUCUACAUUUAUAUAAUAUCUAUUCAUCAUGGGCAUUGAUGAUAUUGUUUAUAAUAAAACAUCUUAGACGG